Messenger RNA from Truncatella angustata, 584 nucleotides. RefSeq lists its product as uncharacterized. The record is from RefSeq and is a predicted model, not a curated record. The transcript has a single exon. Bases 108 to 488 code for a protein of 126 amino acids. NCBI's taxonomy places the organism in Eukaryota, Fungi, Ascomycota, Sordariomycetes, Amphisphaeriales, Sporocadaceae.
AGUACUGUAAGAGCAAGCGCUCAUGGCUAUUGUGAAGAAAAGCGCGUCUCUCUCUGCCACUGGAAGGAAGACGGAGGAGGAAUCAUCAGACCGCUAGGUUCCAAAGAAUGACAGCCCCAAUUAUCAGCUUCAUCAUCUCUCGCAUCUGUCUCCUUCCUGGAGUUUUAUGUUUAAUACAUAUACAUAUAUGUGCUGUGGCAUCAACACACCUCGGUCAUCCUCAUACCAAGCCGUGCCAAUUGACAAGUCUAGCAUACUGUAAGGCUCGGUCGCAUUAUCUCAUCACUUUCGAUUGCAUCCUUCUGCUCCACAACCCCGAGCAUUAUUGUGUCUCGUCAAUUUUAUUUGAUUGGAUUUUCGGGAUCCGCAGCCUUUCGCAAACGCGACCCCGUGUGCCAUUACCGUAUCUCCGUUUUGUGCAGUUGAGCCUCAUCAAAACCAUUGCCGGCGCCCAAGCCCAAGUCCAAGCUGCACCGUCGAAACAUUAAAGUUGAAUGCCGGCGGCGCAUGUCCGAGUGCAUUCCUGCGCGCGCCCAAUGUGCAGCUCUUUGGCGCCCCCUUUUCUUUUCACCUUGGCCAAUUCC